UUCGAACCCUGUAACAAACUUUUGCCUUUGUGUUGGUGUCACGAUCCGUUCCGUGUGUUCAACCAAUCUCCAACCUCUUUCAUUCCACACAGUUUCUUUUUCAUUUAAAUUUCUUUCGCCUGCGAGUGAAGUCGGGUUGUGUUUUGGUGCUGCUGCUACAUUUGUUUGUGAACGCUUAAUUCCGCGGUGCAUUUCACGGUGAUUUAGGGCGAAACUAUGUUUGAAGUACAUUCUUAAAACGGUGGCAAAAUUUGAAUAGUGACCUUUUGGAUACGAUAGAAAACAAUUCUUUUGUAAAGUGCAAAGGAUCACAAAAACAUAUUUAAUUUAUUGUAAAAGAGUUCGGACGAAUAAACUUAAUUCCUAGAGAUCACCACAAAACCCAAGACCCGAACAACCAGCCAGCCUCCUUCACUGUGAAUAAUUCACAAGCCGGGAACCGAAAGCAGAAGACACAGUUGGGCAGACGCAACCCCUGUCAUAUCUAUCCGAGUAAAAAGAACCGCCAGCACCGUGGAGCAAAAACACGGCCAAACGAUUACCAGCGGCAAGAAGAUGGCCAGUACGGGUGACAUUUGGUUGCAGUGGUUUUCCUGCUGCUUCCAUCAGCCUCAAAGUCCCCGGCGUCGAAGGCACCACCAACGGUUGCGAAUCGAUCGUUCGAUGAUAGGCAAUCCGACAAACUUUGUUCAUACCGGUCACAUUGGCUCGAAUGAUGUUGAGCUAACCACGAACCACCUUUCCGCCUUACAGAAUCAGAUGCAAAGUAAAGGUGGAUACGAGAUGAAUUCGCUUAGGUUACAGACUUGCUGAUAUUCACCAGCCUUACGAGUAUAUACCAGUACAAGUCAUGGUCAAGCAGAUGGCAAAGGUGGAUCAACUAACGCAGCCGCAGAGUCUUAAGUUAUAGUUGUAAAGUUGGAAAGUGAAAGUACCAAAUUAUUAGAACUACAAUUUGUAAAACAAGUACGAAUCAUCACAUCUGGUAGCACGUUUGAAUUGCAGACACAGUGAGAUGAAAGCUCACACGUACAGCUGAAACGCAACAGACGCAAAAAGAGAUCCACUAUAGCGUAUCGAAUCGAACGUAUAUCGAGCACGAUCAAACCGAUGACAAUCUUCUGCUGGUGCAAAGGGCCCUUUGCAAUCCCCUUUGAUUCGUUUGUGUACAUUUGUAAAUAGUUUCAAAACUGAUAUUAUCUAACGUUUUCCUUUAACUACUAUCCCACUAAAUUAGAAGGCGAUAGUACAGAACUCAACGCGUUUAUUAUGCAUAACUGCCGCUACACACCACCAAGAAGAAAAAAAGGAACGAUUUCUCUUCGAACUUCAAAACAGUUACUCCUUCCGCGGUUUAGAUCGAUAAGGUUACUAGUUGUUAAGCUAAUAUGAAAGAGCAAUGCAAAAUGUUCACAAUUUGCAAUAGAAACUAUUGAAAAGGUAUCCCUGUUCUGUUCUUUAAACAGUGAGAUCAACAGCGUUUAAAGUGUAGUUUUAUAAGUCUCCUCUCAACAAGACGCGAGCGCGAUAGUGUAAGAAAACGGUUUAUGUGCUAACAGAAUAUAAAGAAAAUAAAGAACAGAUUUUCAAAUAAUA
Molecule: messenger RNA, 1596 nt
Organism: Anopheles funestus (African malaria mosquito)
Lineage: Eukaryota; Metazoa; Arthropoda; Insecta; Diptera; Culicidae
Gene: Spec2
Product: CDC42 small effector protein homolog
Exons: 6
Coding region: 556-813 (85 amino acids)
Biological process (GO): regulation of Rho protein signal transduction
Cellular component (GO): plasma membrane
Molecular function (GO): small GTPase binding
Source: RefSeq, a predicted model, not a curated record